GAUUACGGUGUGGAGUUUAAAUAAUGCGUUUAGUAUUAAUAAGCCUGCUGAUUGCUCCGCUGCUGGGCAUCAAAAUCGGCAUCUCUCAAAGCAGCAAUGAUGCCAAUACAACAACAACAUCAACGACAACGACAACUGAAACGCCAGCAAGUACAACUCAGGCUGUGGACAUAAGCGGCAGCGGCUUGGGCAGCUCAGAGACUGUUAGCGCUACUACGCAAGCGCCCACUUUUCCACCACGCAAAACAGCCAAGCCCAGCAGCACACCAACGCCUACACUAAGCUCAACUGCUGCAACUCCAACUGAAGCUACAGCUCCGCCUGCUUAUGAGCCAGCGCUUUAUUACUGCGCCUGCGAUUGGCAGCUAGACGUCUGCGACAUCAACUGCUGUUGUGAUCGCGACUGCAACAAGCAGAGCCUUCAAGCUUUUAGUUGCUGGCAAACUCCCGAGCCGCAAUCUCGCUUGGAGGACUUUCAGUAUACACAUGGACUGCCUGCUUGUCACCUCAACGAUGGCUGGCUCUGUGUCUUUCGCAGCAAUACGAAGCCAGCGCGACUGCAGCCCGUAAACAGCAACUUUGAUGCUGCAGCUUUUAACAAAUGGCCGCUGGAGAGCUUUGUAGCAGAUGCGCCUGCUGCUCAAGGCAUGCACUACAGCUUUGGACAGCCGCUGCAGCUUUGGCAGCCGGACCAACAGCAAUUGCUGCACUUGCAGCUGCCCAGCGCCUUUGAAAGCGCACACUGUCAACUGCAACAAGCUGUGCGGCAUUUGCAGCCCAUGCAAAGCAGCUGCCUGCUGCAGAAUGUGGCAGCAGCGCAGACGCAGCUUUGGACAUUGCUCAAUUUGACAAGCAGCCAUCAGCUUCUGCCCAAGCCGCGUGAUCUAGCCGAGCAGCAGCCAGAUGGCAUUAAUAUACAAGUCUGUCAGCAGCUAGCGACGCAAUUAAUUUGCAAUGAAACGCAGCUGGAACUGGAGCUAGUGCAGCGCAUUGAGCUGCAGCUGCUGCAUAACUAUACGCAUAUACUGGAAGCCAAGCUCAUCCUAAGCGAAGCUACGCAGACGCCGCAUUGGCUGCACUAUGAGCUAAUCUAUAAGCCAGAUUCAAUGCUAGAGCCCAAGCCCAGUUCGGGUGCCUUGGGCUAUCAGCCUGGUGCGCCUUUGUUGAUGUCGAAACUGCUGCCGCAAAACGAAAGCGCGCCACAGCGUUUGGACUACUUUGAAGCGCAGUCAAGCUCCCAACAUUGGCUUACAUUCUGCUCACGUUCGACGCCUGUUGGAUUUGGCAUUGAUCUAAUGCAGCGCUGUCGACUGCAGCAGGCGCUGCCCAAUCUGCAAUCAGCGCUGAACCAUAGUCAAUACUGCGAGCAGCUGCAGUCGAAUAUAUGGCGUCAACUAUUGCCAAACAACUGCACGCAGUUGAAGCAGCUGGAGCAAGUCUUUGUCUCACAGCUGGGCAGACCAGCGCCCACACAAUGGCUGCCACUGCAGUUGCCAGCUUCCAAUCCAGGCAUAGAAGCUGUCUAUGAUGAGGCACAUCAGUCGCUCAUUUGCCGCAAUAUGCUGCUAAGCGUUAGCUAUGAGUUUCAUAUAGCGGAGCUGACUUUGCUGCAGGGCCAUGUGCCACAUCAGCCAGUGGUGCAACAUGCCAGAUUACUGCUGGGUCAACGGCACGAUCUGGAGUUCGACAAUAACGAGCAGCGUGUGGAGCUGCCCUUGACAGUCUCUGUUAUGUUCUACAAGCCACAGCCACGAAUUCGAAACUCGGCUGCGCUCCAAGCUGUCAACUAUGCAAUGCUUAUGCUUACUCUCUUGUCUUCUCUUGCAGCUGCUCCCCUACACUUCUCUAAUAACAACAUAAUCGCAGUUAAGCAUAAAUAAAUAAGUA
Drosophila busckii is the source of this 1887-nucleotide messenger RNA. RefSeq names its product tectonic. The record is from RefSeq and is a predicted model, not a curated record. Gene Ontology annotation, cellular component: ciliary transition zone. Gene Ontology annotation, biological process: cilium assembly. NCBI's taxonomy places the organism in Eukaryota, Metazoa, Arthropoda, Insecta, Diptera, Drosophilidae.